Epinephelus fuscoguttatus (brown-marbled grouper) is the source of this 2467-nucleotide messenger RNA. Its product is annotated as protocadherin alpha-8-like. Gene Ontology annotation, molecular function: calcium ion binding. The record is from RefSeq and is a predicted model, not a curated record. The coding region runs from base 113 to 2467 and encodes 784 amino acids. Gene Ontology annotation, cellular component: plasma membrane. Gene Ontology annotation, biological process: homophilic cell-cell adhesion. Lineage: Eukaryota; Metazoa; Chordata; Actinopteri; Perciformes; Serranidae. The transcript has 2 exons.
UGUAUCAAGCACAUCAGCCGAUGGAAUAACGCAUCGCGUUUCGCAAAUAUGCGACUCUCAGCUGGUUGGACAUAAAUUAUUGUUUGUCGAAGUGACCGGUUCAUGUGUGUACAUGUGUUGCUGGAUAACGAUGGGGACCGAUACAAACACUCGAACAAAGGACUGCUCCUGGUUGGCUUUUUAUUUGGCUCUGCUGCUGCUGCUGGUCGGAAAACAGGCUUUGGCUCAGAUAAGGUACUCUGUUCCCGAGGAGGUACAAGACGGAACUGUUGUUGGAAAUGUUGCGAAGGAUCUUGGCCUUGACAUCACCUCUUUGAUUGCUCGACGGUUCCGUGUUGUGUCUGAAAGUAAGGACGCUAUUUUUGAAGUAAACCAGAAUAAUGGAGCACUGUACGUCAACAAGCAUAUUGACAGAGAGGAGCUGUGUCAGGGCAGCGGUGCAUGUCUCAUGGAGCUAAAAAUCCUUGUUGAAAGCCCUCUGGAAAUACACUAUGUAGUUGUAGAAAUUACUGAUGUAAAUGAUCACUCUCCUAGUUUCCCUGAAAAAGAACAGACAUUUGAAAUAGGUGAACAAACAUUACCGGGAAAGCGAUUUAAACUACACACCGCCCGUGAUCCCGAUGCUGGAAUUAACUCUAUUCGUACAUACACUUUGACAUUAAAUGAACAUUUUGAAAUAAAUAUCCGUCAGAGUGAUGCAGGUAAAAUGCCAUUUUUAGUGCUGAAGAAAUCGUUAGACAGAGAACAAAAGAACAAACACACGCUGCUGGUUACAGCAGUUGAUGGAGGCAAACCUCCAAGAUCAGGGACACUGAAUGUUUCUAUUAUUGUUCUUGACAGUAAUGAUAAUCGUCCAAUGUUUAGUCAGGAGAUUUACCAGAUUUCUUUACAGGAAAACCUUGCAGUUGGUUCUUCAGUCUUUAGAAUGAAUGCAACGGAUCUCGAUGAAGGCAUGAAUGGUGAAGUUGAAUUCAGCCUCGGAAAAACCUUGAGGCAGAAAGUUUAUGAUAUUUUUGAACUGGACAAAUUAACUGGAGAGAUUAGAGUUAAAGGGGCAGUGGAUUAUGAAGAAAACGAUGUAUAUGAACUGGAUGUAGAGGCUUCAGAUAAAGGAACACCCCCACUAGCGGGUGAGUGUAGAGUCAUUAUAAAAGUCACAGACGUCAACGAUAAUCCACCGGAAAUACAAGUGACAUCACUGUCAAAUACAGUGUCUGAAGACUCAAAGCCUGGUACAGUUGUUGCGCUUAUUAGUGUGAGGGAUAAAGACUCUGGUGUCAAUGGAAAAAUUAUUUCACUCAUAUCGAAUGACGUACCCUUUGAAUUAAAGCCCUCCUAUAAGGAGAACACGUACUCGGUUGUCACUAAACACGUUUUGGAUCGAGAGGAGGUGUCACAUUAUGAAAUAACAAUAAAAGCCACCGACUGUGGUGAACCUCCCUUAUCUACUGUUAAAACUCUCAGUAUUGAGAUAUCAGAUGUAAAUGACAACAGUCCACAUUUUGACCAAACACCUUUUGAGUUUUAUGUUGUAGAAAAUAACGUUGCUGGAAAUUCAAUAUUCUCUGUCAGCGCAAGGGACAAAGAUUUGAAUGAUAACGCAGCUAUUUCAUAUCAUAUUGUGAGAGAAAGGAGUCAGAGUGACGUCAUGUCUUUCCUAAAUAUAAAUUCAGAUAAUGGACACAUUUCCGCGCUAAAAAGUUUUGACUUUGAAACAGUGAAAACUUUCCAGUUCCAAGUUGUCGCCACAGAUUCAGGAACUCCGUCACUAAGCAACAACGUGACAGUGAACGUGUUCAUUCUGGAUCAGAACGACAACGCUCCAGUCAUCCUGUAUCCAGUCAGCUCCAACGGUUCUGCUGAAGGUGUGGAGGAGAUUCCCCGCAAUGUCAACGCAGGACACUUGGUGACUAAAGUCAGAGCCUAUGACGCUGAUAUAGGAUAUAACGGCUGGUUACUCUUUUCACUGCAGGAAGUCACUGACCACAGUCUCUUUGCUUUGGACCGCUAUACAGGACAGAUCAGAACACUUCGCUCAUUCACAGAGACAGACGAGGCUGAGCAUAAACUGCUCAUACUGGUCAAAGACAAUGGCAACGUUUCACUCUCAGCAACAGCUACUGUCAUUGUCAAACUUGUGGAGCCCAGAGAGGCUUUUGCAGCUUCUGAUGUUAAAAGUGCAACUAAAGUUGACGAGGAGGACAAUGUGACAUUUUACCUCAUGAUAACUUUGGGCUCAGUUUCUCUACUUUUUAUCAUCAGUAUCAUCGUGCUGAUUGCAAUGCAGUGCUCCAAAUCCACAGACUAUACUUCCAAAUAUCUACAAGAGGCUAAUUAUGAUGGGACACUGUGUCACAGCAUCCAGUACAGAUCUGGAGACAAACGCUACAUGUUAGUUGGACCCAGGAAUGAGUAUAGGAUCUACUAUAGUCCCUGGCAGCCAUGCCAACACACUGGUGAUGCCUGA